AUGACCCGUCUCAAGCAAAACAUUGCCUCUUUCAUCACUCACCUUCCCAUCCUCCUCCUCCUCCUCGCCACUUCCUACACCUCUCGAUUCACUCUCAUACCCGAGAGAGGUAACCCUCACGGCGCACUAGCCUUCUCCACCUUCAAUUUUCUACACGAACGCACCGGGAAAUGGAAACAUGCGGUUACGGCACAGUACAGUACUAAGUAUUACCCCUGGACUACGAGCCGAAGUGUUGGGUGA
Molecule: messenger RNA, 243 nt
Organism: Ustilago hordei
Lineage: Eukaryota; Fungi; Basidiomycota; Ustilaginomycetes; Ustilaginales; Ustilaginaceae
Exons: 1
Coding region: 1-243 (80 amino acids)
Source: RefSeq, a predicted model, not a curated record